This is a messenger RNA of Cladophialophora yegresii CBS 114405, 1527 nucleotides long. RefSeq lists its product as uncharacterized. Gene Ontology annotation, cellular component: plasma membrane. The coding region runs from base 1 to 1527 and encodes 508 amino acids. NCBI's taxonomy places the organism in Eukaryota, Fungi, Ascomycota, Eurotiomycetes, Chaetothyriales, Herpotrichiellaceae. Gene Ontology annotation, biological process: transmembrane transport; carboxylic acid transport. The record is from RefSeq and is a predicted model, not a curated record. The transcript is spliced from 4 exons. Gene Ontology annotation, molecular function: carboxylic acid transmembrane transporter activity.
AUGGCCGAGACAACCAACGCCCCUGCUGACCCCAUCGUUCGAGGCACAUGGGCGACAGCGAAACAGUCCUGGUCGGAUCUCUUCACCUGGAAGCAGCGAGUCGCUAUCACCAACGACUAUGGCGAGACAUACUGUGAAUGGCAAUCGCCACGCCCGCUGAGGAACCCCGUCAGCCUCUUCGCCCAGCUCAGCGCAAAAGACUGGUUAUUUUUCUUGGUCGGUCUUGCAGCAUGGACGGCGGAUGCCUUCGAUUUUCACGCCUUGUCGAUCCAGACGGUCAAGCUCGCAGCGUAUUACGACACCACCAAGACCAACGUGACUACCGCUAUAACAUUGACUUUGCUCCUUCGCUCAGUUGGUGCUGCAUUCUUUGGGCUUGCCGGAGACAAAUUCGGUCGGAAGUAUCCCAUGGUCGUCAACAUGAUCAUUCUUGGAUUGUUGCAAGUGGCAACCAUCUACAGCGCCACCUUUACUCAAUUCCUAGCUGUCCGCUCGCUCUUUGGUCUCUUCAUGGGUGGUGUCUACGGCAAUGCCAUCGCAAUGGCUCUCGAAAAUUGCCCAGUCGACGCUCGUGGCCUGAUGUCUGGCAUCCUGCAACAGGGCUACUCGCUCGGAUAUGUCAUUGCCGCAUGUUGUAAUCUCGGCGUUGGCGGCAGCACCGAUUCCUGGAAGACGGUCUUCUGGAUUGGCACCGGCCUCUCUAUUGGCGUGGGCCUUAUCCGCUUGUUGUUCCCUGAAUCGAGACAAUUCACAGAAGCCAAGAGAGCGGGCAAAGGCCAUACUUCGUCCGCCAGUGCAUUCUGGGUGGAGACGCGCAACAUGCUGGCUCAGGAGUGGCGCAUGUGCAUCUACUGCAUCAUCCUCAUGACCUGGUUCAACUACUACUCCCACACGUCCCAGGACAGCUACACCACAUUCAUGCUCACGCAGAAGGAGCUCAACAACAGCGCGGCCAGCCGUGCGUCCAUCAUCAUGAAGACAGGCGCCUGCGUCGGCGGCACGAUCCUUGGAUAUAUCUCACAAUGGUUCGGGAGACGUCGGACAAUCGUCUGCUCAGCCAUCAUAUCCGCUAUCCUCAUCCCGGCGUGGAUCCUGCCCACCACUGAGAGAAGCCUUUCUGCAACAGGCUUCUUCAUGCAAUUCUUCGUGCAAGGCGCCUGGGGUGUCAUCCCCAUCCACCUGAACGAACUCUCGCCGCCAGCGUUCCGCUCCUCCUUCCCCGGAAUCACGUAUCAACUCGGCAAUAUGAUCUCUUCACCCUCGGCACAGAUCGUCAACGCGAUUGCUGAGAGUCACCUUGUCAGAGCCGUGGACGGGGAGCUAGCUCCAGCCUACGGGCCAACCAUGGGCGUGGCAACCGCCAUCAUCGCAACAGGCAUUGCUGUGACCACGGCGUUCGGACCCGAAAGAAGAGGCGCCAAGUUCGAGCUGGCCAAACCUGCAGGCGUGCAGGAGGAGUACAGGCGCAAGAGCGUCGACGUGGAGAGCCAGGCCGACGACAAGGCACAGGUUGCGGUGAAGCACUGA